AUGCAGGCUGUGCCGAGUCUUGUGGGAACCGGCACUGCCAUUGCGGCCGCCGCUGCUGGUCUGGUAUUUGGUCAGCCGUCAGAGUCGGAAGUGCCGCCGUGGUCCAGCCCGAACCCAGGAGUAUUUUCUGCCGACUACGAUGCCUUCGGCUCUCAAGCCUCGAGCGCGAGGCCUAACACGAGUGCCGCAGCUCUGCAGCAACGAUGCUCUUCACCAGUCCAGGAGUUUGCCUACGGCUCGUUUCGCCAGCUUGUCGACCCAACACCAAGUCCUCUGAUGUCCCCUACCACGGAAGCGGCUCAACCUCAGCGACCCGGCAGCGCCGUACCGGUCACAUCACCGAGAACUACCAGCGGGAGACAGUCCUUUCUUCGCCAAGAUACCAAAGAAUCAGUGCCGCGGCAGGAUGUAGAAAGUGCUCGCGACUCCGUGUCUUCUAGGGAAUCGUGGAUUCGGCGCUUCUCAUUACGCCCGAUCUCACAACACGGGAGCCCCAAGGUCAAGCAUGGGACCCGACUCGUCAUCCUUGACAUUCUCACAUGGCUCAGGUGUCCCGAUGCUUGGGCAACAAUCACUUGCCAGCUCGGCCCCCAACAAGUGUUGACCCUCCGGAGACCGGCUACUAGCCACCAACGGACAGCAACCAUGCAGCAACAAUCACAACUGCAAGGUAACUCGGUUGACCCUCCGCCUUCCGCUGGAGCUGGGGCCGGGCCCAAGUUUUCAUAUGAGCCUUCGAGUGUCCCAGAGACAGAAACACCAACGUCUUCAUCAUUUGGCGGCUCUAAGCGUUCCUCCAGCAGAUGGACGUCGUUUUUUCAUGCUCGGCGGGCGGCGGGCCUUGGUCGUGACGCUUCAGGACUUACGAGUGGACAGAGCGCUAAGCUCGCUUCCCUGUUCCCCAAAAGACGAGUGUCUCUAACCCCAGGCCAUGUUUCUCGAGCAUACCUCACCAAGGCAGAUUGCAUAACAGACAUUCCUGUGUUUGUGGAUGAAGCUGAGCAGCAGGAAGAAGAUUUCGGGCACAUCGAGGACCUAGAGGUUCUGCAGAGUCCAGUCAACCCCACCGACUCGCCCGAAACAUCUUCCGAGAAGCGACCGAAGAGGUCAAUGUCGAUGCAUUUUAGUUCAGCCCAAAACUGGAUCGCGAGAACCUCGAGCGUUCGGCGUCCUAGAAGGAGUACCGUUGACGCCAAGGGCGGAAAUGAUAAUCGAUAUGCGACCGCCGACCUGGCCGGCAUGCUUCGCGACCCAAUGCAGUCUCCGGGCAGCCCAACCACACAAGAAAUUGUUGUGCCACCCAACUACCAGCCGCAAGCACCACAGCUUGAGCCUGCACCAACCCUCUCGGAUGCUCCACGGAACCGCAAGAGAAAUUCACCCUCUCCUCUUCCGCCAUUAAACCGUCUAUCCAGCUUCAACAUCGACGUUUCACGACUUGGGCUGUCAAGUUCUUCCUCUUCCACACCGCCUCCAAGAUCAUUCCAUACCCCGAUAAACUACAUGAACGGCUCCCAGAACCCUCCUGCUCCCACACAUAGCCGAGGUCCUUCGGGGGAACGAUCAAUCACGCUGGCAGGCUCCGACUUUGAGGUCCACGAUGCAGAUGACGAAGACACAGAUGUCCGGAGUGAUGCCUACGAUUCCUUCCGCACCAUCGCCUCUUCCAGUCGGGUUCGGUCUGUUGAGACACCGCUAGACUCGAUGUUUGAUGAAUCGCCACCGAGCACUGCCAGCAACGGCAAAACCAAGAGGUUAUCGAUUCAAGAGAUGCUGGGACGUGGAUGGGAUGGCGAAACCAAGAUCACUGAAGAGGAAGACAGUGCAGCCACGCCUGUUCGGAGCACUCACCUGGAUGGCACAACAAAGCCGAUCAAGUUGGACGGGUUUGGCUAUGGUGGUCAGGGAGGUCUGAUGCUGGUACACCGAGAGUUUGCGGCCAGGUUAUCUUUUGAUGAUGACGACGACGAUGACUGGGCACGAGACGACGAUAACACUUUGAGCAAUCAUCUUUCGCCACCGAGCUCGACGAAUUCGAGACGUGUCAGUCCGACACUUCGGCAUGCGCUCAAAAAUUUGGGUGGGAAUGGGAGCCCCGAUCUGUCUCGUGAUAGUAUGAGCGACCGGCCGAGGAGCAGCAUAUUUGACUGGUCAGAACCAUCGAUCCAUGACAAGCUCGAUUCCGAUACAACCCGACCCAAAACGGUUCAUGGGAAGCAGGAGAUGGAUUUGAGGAUUGGUCGUUCGACAAGUCGGAAAGCCCCGAAAGCCGGGCAUGUACGGAGCCAGAGCGUUCCUGUUGUUCCAGAACCUACUGAUGAAUCCAAACCGCCUCCAAAGUUUGGAACAUGGGGGCUGAGUACAAAGAAUGCCAGCGAGGACUGGGAUGAUGAUUUCGUUUUUGACGAAACCCCGCUUGAUACGACCGGAGGAAAGGACUCUAGCACGAGUUUUAUGGUCGUUCCCCCGUCGAUUCAAGCCAGUCAGCCGAGUGUAAAAGCCCAUUCGGGUCAAAUACGGGAACUUUCCUUGCUCGUCAAUGACUUGAAACGACUAUGCCGCCAUGGCAAAGACCUCAACAUUAUUCACGGGGCCAUACAACCAAAAUGGGUCGAGGCGGAAAAUAUUAUUGCCCUGGCAUCGCCCGAUGAGGACGAAGCUGAUGAGUUUGGUUCAGUCAAGUUGUCACUGGACUUUGAUCGAGAUGAUCUUGAUGAGAUUGAUGAACGUUUUAUCGACGAGGGGUUUGAUGGCUCCAUGCUUGAUGACAUUAACGAUCCUUUCGAGAUUCCCGAGCCGCAGAUGAUGACCCGGACGACAGUGGUACGAGAACGAGCGACUGUCCGAAGACGGUCGGUGUUUUCGCCUGACGACGAUAUUUUCGGCGGUCAGUGGCCACUGCCCGACGAGCCGCUUAAGCCUCCACGACCACGAACACCAGACGGUUCGGUAAGCCCCAAUGGGAGCUCUGCCGUUCUGGCCACCGUGAUCCAGGCAAUGCAGCAACAGCGGUCUACUUCCGAUCCCAUCGCCGCCACCGCCACCAAGACCCAAGACACCAAGCUGUUCUUUGACACAAACAGUCUCCAAGAGCUGGUGAAGAGGGCUGGUCACCUGCGAGACUCGCUGUCGGAUGCAGUACGCAAAGCUGAACUGCUUACCCAAAGCCCGGCCACCACUCCUCGUCGUGAGCGACUUUCGCAUCUCAAUCUGGAUGGCAGCCCAGCCUUUACGCGAGUCUUUUCGGAUCCUGCUGCGUCUAGUCCACCCAGGAGGCUUCCAAAGAGUCACAGCAGCAACUCUAUCUUGGGCAGGGGGUCUGCUGACUCGCCUCGGAUGCAGAUGAUGAUCGUGAGCUAG
Podospora anserina S mat+ is the source of this 3360-nucleotide messenger RNA. RefSeq lists its product as uncharacterized. Gene Ontology annotation, molecular function: GTPase activator activity. Bases 1 to 3360 code for a protein of 1119 amino acids. Gene Ontology annotation, biological process: regulation of mitotic cytokinesis. Lineage: Eukaryota; Fungi; Ascomycota; Sordariomycetes; Sordariales; Podosporaceae. The record is from RefSeq and is a predicted model, not a curated record. The transcript is spliced from 3 exons.